AGCCUAAUAUAUGAUAUAUAAAUUGCUUUUAAAAAGAUUUAGGAUUUUAUUUUUUUUAUAUUUUUUUAUUUCGAUAAAAUGCUUUCGAAAAGAUAGAGAAAACAUCGAGCAAAGUGCAAACACCUCUCUCUCUAUCUCUCAGCUCUCAAAGCUGCAGCUCAAAUGCUUUUAGCAAUUGCGAAGCUAAAAUGCUAAAGCUUUGCUUCCGAGUAUGUCCGAAACAAUUUCAGGAAUAUAGGUACUUGGAUGGGAUGGAAGACACAACUACAAAGUAUUACAAGGGUAACAAAUUGUAAUACUAGCAUCUGUAAUACUCACCAAGAAUAGCAUGGCUUCUGCCAGUCUAGGAAAUGGGGGAGUUGGCAGUUCCAGGACUGUUAAUGGCUUUAAGAGUUCAUCUAGUUCAGUUGACUGGCUUGGAAGGGAGAUGCUUGAGAUGAGAUUGAGAGACCGGGUGGAUCAAGAUGAGGACAGGGAUAGUGAACCGGAUAUUAUUGAUGGUGUGGGUGCUGAAGCAGGACAUGUGAUAAGAACUACCAUUGGUGGGCGAAAUGGUCAAACUAGGCAGACGGUCAGUUAUAUUGCAGAGCAUGUGGUCGGAACUGGUUCUUUUGGUGUUGUUUUCCAAGCAAAAUGUAGAGAAACUGGAGAGAUUUUUGCUAUCAAAAAAGUCUUACAAGACAAGCGCUACAAGAACAGGGAGUUACAGAUUAUGCAAAUGUUGGAUCACCCUAACAUUGUUGCAUUGAAGCAUUGUUUCUUUUCGACAACAGAUAAAGAAGAGCUAUACCUCAAUCUUGUGCUUGAAUUUGUUCCUGAUACUGUUAACCGUAUUGCAAGGAACUAUAACAGGAUAAACCAACGAAUGCCCCUGAUAUAUGUUAAACUCUAUACUUAUCAGAUCUGCAGGGCACUUGCUUAUAUCCAUAAUUGCAUUGGUAUUUGUCAUCGUGACAUUAAGCCUCAAAAUUUACUAGUGAAUCCACACACACAUCAGUUGAAACUAUGUGAUUUUGGGAGUGCCAAAGUUUUGGUGAAAGGAGAACCAAAUGUUUCUUACAUAUGCUCAAGAUAUUACCGUGCUCCAGAGCUCAUAUUUGGUGCCACUGAGUAUACCACUGCUAUAGAUAUAUGGUCUACAGGUUGUGUGAUGGCUGAAUUAUUGCUUGGACAGCCUUUGUUUCCUGGUGAAAGUGGAGUUGACCAACUAGUUGAGAUUAUUAAGGUUUUGGGGACACCAACAAGGGAGGAGAUAAAGUGCAUGAAUCCAAACUAUACCGAAUUUAAGUUCCCGCAGAUAAAGCCUCAUCCAUGGCACAAGGUCUUUCAGAAACGUUUACCCCCAGAAGCAGUAGAUCUUGUAUGUAGGUUUUUCCAGUACUCCCCCAAUUUGCGAUGCACCGCUUUGGAAGCUUGCGUUCACCCUUUCUUUGAUGAAUUGAGAGAGCCAAAUACUCGACUUCCUAAUGGCCGACCUCUUCCUCCUUUAUUUAAUUUCAAACCCCAGGAGCUUUCAGGCAUUCCACCUGAUACUGUUAAUCGGCUUAUUCCGGAGCAUGCUCGUAAGCAGAACUUGUUCAUGGCAUUACACACCUAGCAACUCUUCCGAAUCUCUCUUGCCAUGGCUCUCCAAUAUGGUCUUGUACAAUCACUUGUAAAAUUCUACGUAAAGUUGUGUUGCGAAAGGAGUUCGUUGGGAAAUUUAGAAAAUUGUGAGUUUUGAAUUUGUAUUCGGAUGAAGGUGGUUUUUGUAUAUUUGUUCAAAGACUCAACUGUGAAUCCCACGGGCAGGCAACUGUUGGUGAAGAUAUAAAGAUUAAAGAUAUGGAAGCGUGGUUAUUAUGAAGUCCAGUUUUUAAUAAGUAAAGCAAAAACGAAACAAUAUAUGCUCUAUUAUUACUUAAACUAAACGCAUUGUAUACAUGUUAGCUUAUUAUUUAGUAGAGCUAAGCUGUUAGAUCA
This is a messenger RNA of Ziziphus jujuba (common jujube), 1962 nucleotides long. Its product is annotated as shaggy-related protein kinase kappa. Lineage: Eukaryota; Viridiplantae; Streptophyta; Magnoliopsida; Rosales; Rhamnaceae. The transcript is spliced from 14 exons. Gene Ontology annotation, molecular function: protein serine/threonine kinase activity; ATP binding. Gene Ontology annotation, cellular component: cytoplasm. Gene Ontology annotation, biological process: protein phosphorylation; signal transduction. The coding region runs from base 329 to 1597 and encodes 422 amino acids. The record is from RefSeq and is a predicted model, not a curated record.